Messenger RNA from Dujonia railenensis, 1119 nucleotides. Lineage: Eukaryota; Fungi; Ascomycota; Pichiomycetes; Serinales; Debaryomycetaceae. The record is from the annotation of a GenBank genome assembly.
AUGUCUAUUGAUCCAGAUACUCGUCGUAAGCUACUCGCUUUACAGAAGAAUGGAGCCAACGGUUCUAACAAGAAAUGCUUUGACUGUGGGGCACCCAACCCGCAGUGGGCCUCGCCCAAGUUUGGGAUCUUUAUCUGCCUCGAGUGUGCUGGUGUACACCGUGGUUUGGGGGUCCAUAUUUCGUUUGUGAGAUCUAUCACUAUGGACCAGUUCAAACCUGAAGAAUUAUUAAGAAUGGAAAAGGGUGGGAACGAAAACUGUAAGUUGUACAUGGAAGAGCACGGGUUAGACACCAGCUUACCAAUCAAGGCCAAGUACAAUAACUACGUUGCUGAAGAUUACAAGGAGAAAUUGACCUGCGAUAUUGAAGGUAGGGAAUUUGUGGCCAAGGACCACACUGGCGAAGUCUUGCCCACUAAGGGUAACUUGGACCCACAAUCUGGUGCAAACAGUAAAAUAGGGGGAGGAGCCCAAGCUGGCCAAUCUCCAAUUCAGUCACGUCGUGGCACUCCACUUUCCAAUGACAAGGCGAAGAACGAAGCCUAUUUUGCUGAAUUGGGAACUAAGAAUGAAUCUAGACCAGACCACCUCCCACCCUCUCAAGGUGGUAAGUACGGAGGAUUUGGAAACACUCCGGCUGCAGCAGCAUCACAAUCCAGCAAUGGAAAGUCCUCAUUGUCUGGUUUCACCAUGGACAGUCUUCAAUCCGACCCCUUCGGAACCUUGAGCAAAGGAUGGGGUCUCUUCUCAAGCACUGUAGCCAAAUCUGUUAAUGAAGUGCACGAAUCAGUGAUCAAGCCAGGUAUUAACCAAAUUCAAGAGAGCGAGAUUUCUGCAGAAGCCAGAAGAGCCAUGGCCCAAUUUGGCCAAAAGAUGCAAGAGACUGGGAAAUAUGGACAAGAAACAUUCCAAACUUUCACCCACGAACAAGGUUUAGAUAAGAAGUUCACUGGAUUAUUCGAUGGUUUGAACGUAAAUAAUAAUGGUGCCAGUGGUGAUGAAGGACCAGCGCCAGCUUUUGGCUUGAGUAAGCCUAAGGAAAAGACCAAGUUACAAGGAUUAGGUUCAAACAAAAAACAAGACGACGACUGGAAGAAUGACAAGUGGGAUGACUUCUAG